Penaeus monodon (black tiger shrimp) is the source of this 553-nucleotide messenger RNA. RefSeq lists its product as uncharacterized. The record is from RefSeq and is a predicted model, not a curated record. Bases 86 to 553 code for a protein of 155 amino acids. Gene Ontology annotation, cellular component: extracellular region. Gene Ontology annotation, molecular function: peptidase inhibitor activity. The transcript is spliced from 3 exons. Lineage: Eukaryota; Metazoa; Arthropoda; Malacostraca; Decapoda; Penaeidae.
CUUCGUCAAGGAAACACUUCGCCACAAUCUGCCUUCGCGCCCAAGCUAAAGGUCUAACUCCUACGCCUCCAACCUUCCUACAGAGAUGGUCAGUGAAAAGUCUUCAGUGACGGCGGCAGUGCUCGUGGUCUCCCUGGCGGCCCUCGCCCUUGCCUCCGAGACUCGGCAUUACGCCCCAAAUACAGGCGUCCUUGAGGGCGUGGGUGGCCUCCACGGUGCUGGUGUUGUGGGUGGCGUAGGACACGGCCUCAGUGAUGGAUUAGGACACGCUCUAGGUGCUGGACUGAGCCUCGGACACGACUUGGAUUCCGCUGUCGGAUUGGGAUACGCUAACUGCAAGAACUGGUGCAAGGCCCCCACGGGCAAGUACGAGUGUUGCGACGACCUCAAGCCCGGCCACUGCCCUUCCGUCCGCCCCACAUGCCCCUCCGUCAGGAGCCUCCUUCCUCCCACGCCCUGCACGAACGACGCCUACUGCCCCGGCGCCGACAAGUGCUGCUACGACACCUGCCUCGAGUACCGCACCUGCAAGCCCAUCAGCGCCUUCUACUAA